CGAACUGAACGUCUCACAAUCAGUAACACAUCGCAACACAUUCAAGUGCAUUUAUUAUUCGCAUUGUUGUGCUUUCCUGUCGUUCAUUUCAAUUUAUUAAGUAUCGUGUAUCUUCAAGCAGAUGGAAAUCUGUAUCGAUUCCGUGAUGUCAGGGAGACAUGCGAUCACAGGUGGUGCAACGAGAUUGGAAGUUUGCUCUGUGAUCAUAGAGGGUGGCUUAACACCCUCUGUUGGCUUUUUCCAAUUUGUUUCACGCAUGUCACUGAUACCAUGCUACGCUAUGCUUCGAGCACGUCCUGGAAACUUUAUAUAUACGAAAAACGAAAUAGAAAUUAUGUUAUCGGAUUUAAAAGCAUUGAAAAAAAGCGAUGCUGACGGUUUCUCUUUUGGCGCACUGACGCCAGACGGCGAUAUUGACAUAGAAGCUUGUAGAUUGGUUCUUGCUGCUGCUUCCCCAUUGCCAGUAAACUUUCAUCGAGCCUUCGACCAAGUCCGUGAUCCAAUAAGAUCGUUGCGAAUCUUGAUAGAUCUUGGUUUUAAAAGAGUUAUGACUUCUGGUCAUAAAAACACUGCCGAGGAGGGAUUAAAAUUAAUAAAGAAGCUCGUUGACGAAGCGAAAGAUAAAAUCAUUGUGGUGGCAGCUUCUGGUAUUACUAAAGAUAAUAUAUUGAAGAUACAUUCAGAAUCUGGAGUGAAAGAGUUUCACUCAUCUGCUUCGCGAAAGAUGGAAAUUGAGCGUAAUAAAGUUAAAGUUGGCUUUAGUGAAAGUAAUUAUGUCAUGGCGACUGAUAAGAAAUUAGUUCAAACAAUGGUUGAUGCUUAUCCAGUCCCUGAGGAACCGCGUCAUACUUUAUUACCUAAACUUACCUAAUAACAGAAUUUAGUUUCGUAAACAAACGCGAGAAGAACAAAUUUCGAAUUAUUUGUACAUGAACCUUAAUUUCAAUAAAAACUAUUAUAACUGAAA
Frieseomelitta varia is the source of this 967-nucleotide messenger RNA. RefSeq names its product copper homeostasis protein cutC homolog. The transcript has 2 exons. Gene Ontology annotation, molecular function: copper ion binding. NCBI's taxonomy places the organism in Eukaryota, Metazoa, Arthropoda, Insecta, Hymenoptera, Apidae. The record is from RefSeq and is a predicted model, not a curated record. The coding region runs from base 122 to 871 and encodes 249 amino acids.